Salvelinus sp. IW2-2015 is the source of this 3208-nucleotide messenger RNA. Its product is annotated as atypical chemokine receptor 3. Gene Ontology annotation, cellular component: membrane. NCBI's taxonomy places the organism in Eukaryota, Metazoa, Chordata, Actinopteri, Salmoniformes, Salmonidae. Gene Ontology annotation, molecular function: chemokine binding; G protein-coupled receptor activity; coreceptor activity. Gene Ontology annotation, biological process: angiogenesis; chemotaxis; G protein-coupled receptor signaling pathway. The record is from RefSeq and is a predicted model, not a curated record.
CGCUGGGAGGAGACGGGACACUCACCCACUCAGUCAAAGCCAGAUAGCGGAGAGCUCACAACCACCAUCUCUCCCCAUCUCGGACAAAGCCUAACGUAACUGAACAUCACUUCGCACUAGAGACACUGUGCCAUUUCUUCGAAGAGGCCACAAGUAAGGGAUUUUUUUCUCAAUUUACAAAUCCCAGAUCAGUGAGGUGUGUGUGAUUGUUCCCAGCAAACGGCAGAAGGAUGAACAGCUUCGAUCUGGAUGAGCUGUUCGACACGUGGGAGGACCUGAACCUCACAGGCCUCCUGGAGAACGGGACGCGCGUGGAGAUGGGUGGCUGUCCCACGGCCUUCGACCGCAGCGCCCUGCUCCACUCCAUGUGCAUCCUCUACGUCUUCAUCUUCGUGGUUGGUUUGGCCGCCAACGGCCUCGUCCUCUGGAUCAACAUCCGCGCCCAGCGCACCACCUCCGGCUCCUCCCCUCGCCACGAGACCCACCUAUACAUCGCCCACCUGGCGGCAGCUGACCUGUGCGUGUGCGUCACGUUGCCCGUGUGGGUGAGCUCCCUGGCACAGCACGGCCACUGGCCCUUCAGCGAGUUGGCGUGUAAGCUCACCCACCUGCUCUUCUCCGUUAACCUCUUCAGCUCCAUCUUCUUCCUGGCCUGUAUGAGCGUCGACCGCUACCUGAGCGUGACGCGGCCGGCCGACAGUGAGGAUGGGGGCCGGCGCCGGAAGCUGAUUCGCCACGGCGUGUGCAUGGGGGUGUGGCUCCUGGCUCUGGUGGCUUCCCUGCCGGACACUUACUUCCUGCGGGCUCUGAGGUCAUCACAAGGGGAGGUAGUGCUGUGCAGGCCGGUGUACCCAGAGGAACACCCUAGGGAGUGGAUGGUAGGGGUCCAGCUGAGCUUCAUACUGCUUGGCUUCAUCAUCCCCUUCCCUGUCAUUGCUCUGGCCUAUGCCCUCCUGGCCAAAGCACUCUCCUCCUCCUCCUUUUCCUCCUCGGCAGUGGAGCAGGAGCGUUGUGUGAGCCGCAGGGUGAUCCUGGCCUACAUAGUGGUGUUCCUCGGCUGCUGGGGGCCCUACCACGGGGUGCUCCUGGCCGAUGCCCUCUCCCUGCUGGGCCUGGUUCCUCUGAGCUGUGGGCUGGAGAACGCCCUCUACGUGGCGCUGCAUCUCACCCAGUGUCUGUCCCUGCUCCACUGCUGCUUCAACCCCAUCCUCUACAACUUCAUCAACAGGAACUACCGCUACGACCUGAUGAAGGCCUUCAUCUUUAAGUACUCCACACGUACAGGCCUGGCCAGGCUCAUAGAACAGACCCAUGUCUCUGAGACAGAGUACUCUGCCGUCGCUGUGGAGAACACACCACAGAUCUGAGACUGAACUCUAGAACACACUCUGGAACUCAAAAACACAUCAAGAACAUUUAGAACAUAGUCUAGAUCAGUGGUCACCAACUGGUCCAUCUCCAAGGAUUUCCUAGUCGAUCGCCAAACAUUUCUGUAAAAAGCCCAACGAUAAAGCCUUGCGUUCUUAAUUGUCACGCUGUUUGCGGUWGGUGCACUUCAUUCAGCUGCCCGAAGUGCCGCGAAGUGGUAGGCCACACAAGCUCACAGAACGGUCUGUCCUAGCAUUGCCUGUAUUCGAGCUGCAGCAGUGAUUGUAUAUAGAGUUCACCCAAUAGCUGCAUUAUUUUUUAAACUGCUAGAGGUGUGUGUGUGUGUGUGUGCGUACGCUAUGUGUGGACCUUAAAGUCCACUUUGUAAAUAGUUAGAAGGGCAUUGAAAUACUGUACAUAUAUUAUCAUUGUGAGAUUGUUAUUGUUCAACUUUAGAUAUAUUAUAACAUAUUUAUGGUAUGCUUCGACUUUCCAAUUUUGUAAUUUCUAUGUUUUUAAAUCAUUGUGUUGUGUAUUCAGAAGUCCAUUUCAGUAAUGUCUGUGUUCAUAAAGCUGCCUCAUUGUAAAUGAGAGUCCCUUGCUCUGUGACACCAGUCUUGCUGUCUACUUCAAUCUCAUAAUACUUUGAACCAGCUCCCUUUCCUCAUCUCCCUCCUUCUGUGACCCCUGACCUAGAAUGACUAGAGAGGUCCCGGAAUUGUCUCAGAAAAUGUUGAGUUUUCAGAACAGUGAUCAUUUAAGGAGAAGAGACAAGGAAAGGAAGCUAGGUUGGAGUGUUGACACAGCCUCGAUAUCUCUUUCACCACAUAUAGCAUAGCUGUAACUAUACAAUACGUUAUGGCUAAUAUUAGCAUUAGAGAUAAUAGUGAGACACGUGUGCUUCAUAUGGCAUCAGGGACGCUGCAUCAGCACACAGACCACACCACAGCACAGACAGUGAGGGCUUUAUGACCAAUAACCAAACACAGCUUUACUGCAUCCAUGUGUAGGCAGCCACAGCCACAAUGCUGGACAGAUGUGUAUAAAUGCUGCAGACUAUCAACACGAAAAAGAGCAAAUUGAAUUAAAACAAAUUAAUGUUUUUGCAUCUCCCCCUUUUUCUUACAAGCAAAUUAUCAUAAUCCGUUGGAUAAUUUGUCAAGUUUCACUUAUUUUCUGUUAGUCUGCAUUCCAGUUCCACCUCAGACACCGCCAAAACAACCACUAUGCGGAUGUCGGCUAAAGCGGAACUGAUUGAAYAGAGUCCUUAAGUAAAAAAAACACAAGUAUUUUCAAUAUCCUGAUAUCCAACAAAAAUGUAUGAUACUAUUCAAAUAUUGAACAGAUGUCAAACCUCUAUCCCUAGUUGGAUAUGUCCUAAACAUUUAUGUGUACAAUGCUAUUUCUGUGUGGUAGCAAACAUAUUUAGUUUGAUACGUUGUCAUGAGUCAUCGUGUUAUCUGAUURGAUGCAUAUGUAUGUGCUUCUACACCUGCAUUGCUUGCUGUUUGGGGUUUUAGGCUGGGUUUCUGUACAGCACUUCGAGAUAUUAGCUGAUGUACGAAGGGCUAUAUAAAAUAAACUUGAUUGAACUUGAUAUUACAUUGUAAGGGUUCCAAUCCUAGCAGUGAUUAUUAAAAAAAUAAAGAAACAAAGACCGACAUGUCUACAAGAAGAGGCAUUCCAUUAUAUUUUAUAGAGAUAUUUUAUGUUUACUGUAUGUUAUGGAUUUUGUUACUCAUUAAAUACCAAAAAUGUAUACUAUGUCUGAAGAUCUUUUGCUUUGCGUUAGUACUUUAAUCACAGCUUUUUAAUUAAAGUAACAAAUGGUGAAAUGUAA